Molecule: messenger RNA, 3028 nt
Organism: Penicillium brasilianum
Lineage: Eukaryota; Fungi; Ascomycota; Eurotiomycetes; Eurotiales; Aspergillaceae
Source: the annotation of a GenBank genome assembly
UAUGGUUGGACCCCUAAUGCAAAAUUAGCUGCUGGCACCCACCGUAGCGAUGCGGAAUACAACGUAUUUUCCACCGUCCCUGAAAGGCCCAGAAUCUUAGCUCUUUCCACAUGAGCUCGUGGCGAUUAUGGUCGCCUCUCGGCUGUCUCGUUGACUGAUCUAGGUCUAUUUUGGGGUGAGGAGGAGGAAGGAGGGUCAACCUCUCCACACCAUACUACCUCCAUCGACCAACUCCAGCCAUCCAGCCAUCCAGCAAAACUGGGGAGGGAAAAGAAGCCAGACAAUCCAGAACGGGCUCGAACUUUACCAGGGUUCAUCUCCCUGGAGUAUUUCUGUACACAAUACACCGGGGAGGGGAAUAUCAUCACGGCCGAAACCAAAUAACAUCAGUUGGAUGCGCACCCUUUCGUCACCAUCUAAUUCUGUCUUCUCGUCCUGGGCUUUUUCUUUAACUUGCUUCCAGCCCAGCCACGAAACAAUCUGCCUCUACUCCUUCUCCGUCAAAAAGAAUAUAAUCAGAUCACUCAGGACCUAACAAAGGAGGCCUUUGCACUUGCAUCGGCAGAGGGGGGGUACUUUCUUAUCUGAGAAAGGACCUAUAGCCUCUCGUCCCUGAUAGCCUCCUUCAUUCCCCAUUAUUCUUCGCGAGCUCAAGGAGGAUCAAAGGUACUCGGCAAUCGAGGGUGGCUUCGAUCUUGAGUUUCCGGGGAGCUCGGUCGUCCAUUGGAGAUAGGGUUACAAUACUGACCACCGUCUACUCUCGUUCUCCUCGGUCUAUGCCAGUGACCUUUGUCCAUCAAAGGCCCGCCCUGCCGUGAAUCAAUUUUUGCGGACGCAAGUCACACUGGAGAUUACAUCACACAACGGUGCCCCUCGCCACUUUGAGACAUCAAUCGCAAAGACAAGACGUGGGCGCGUCGCUCGUGCUACCUCAUCUGAGUAUACUUCAGGGUCCUUGAGUGAAUCUGCAUCAGCACAAUCAAAAUGAAUCCUUCCAGCGAGUCGGAGGGCUCGCCUCCAUGCCUGUGACCAACGGCGUCCGGUACCACGCACCGCAGUCUGCGAUGCAUGACUUGCAUUAUCCCAACUCGUCUGCACUUGCAAUGACUCCUCCUGAUUCCUGUUCUGAUUCGUUCUCCCCAACGUCUGGUCCUCUCUUUCCUCAUAUGGUCCAACACCAUCAUCCCUUUGAUCGAAUGCCCGAUUUCCGUCGAGUGCCAUCUCUUCAACCUCCUACCGGCAUGUCAGCCACUAUGCAAAGUCCGGUACACUCUGUGAGCCCUAUCUCGGCACUGAUGGGCCGCAGCAAUGCGUAUUCAUCCUCAUAUGCACUCCAGCGUGGGAUGGGCUUGCCAUUGAGUGGAAUCAAUGAUGUCUGUCGCAGUCAUGGAUACUCGGGCACUCCUCGGGGUCUAGAUAUUCUUGAUCGAAACCAGACAGCACUGCUUCAACAGCCUCAAGUGGAAUCCCCGCAGCGCCCGCAUUCCCAGAUAGAGGCACCCCCCUUUGAGGAGACAAGUAUCCUCGAAUCAAUUGUCGCGGACUUUGGAGGCACUCAGCAAACUGUCAAGCCGGAGGUAUAUGCGAAGAUUGGGCGUGGGUUCUUCCCAUCCGACAACAAGUGGACAUGCUACCGACGGAAUUACUUUGCUGUGACCUGCAGCUUCAGUCUGCAUCCAUGGCCUUCGAACGUCCCCCUCUACAUUCGCCAUGCCGAUCAAACCCUGGAGCCGAUCCGCAACUUUGCAAUGUCCAUUUCUGCCAUAGUCAAUGGCCAGUAUGGAGAAACCAGAGAGCUCGUGCAGCACACUCCCAAGCGCGAUAAACAGUCAGAACGCCCACCUCCCCGAGUGCACCUACAGCCUUCGCCUCCCCAAUCGCUCGCAUCCGCCUCCCCUGGAAACGGAACGCACGGUUUCCCACUUGGCUCGCAAUCGUUGGACUACAAUCUCUCUUUUGCCGCUGCCCCUCAACCCCCGCAAUCACAUAUGUUUGAGCGGAUCCAGUUCCAAAAGGCAACGGCCAACAACGGCAAGAGACGUGCCCAGCAGCAAUUUUACAAUCUCGUGGUCGAGCUGCAGGCCGAGAUCGCGGGCCCAGUUGGUGGAGAAUCACAGUGGGUUCUCAUUGCCCGUCGACAUUCGCACUCAAUGGUCGUACGAGGUCGUUCCCCGGGCCACUACAAGGACGGCAGACGCGAUAGCACGGCCAGCAUGGGACCCGAGGGGAGCAGCGGAGACGGCAGUGGCAGUAACCUCCCUCACGUAAUGGGACAAACAGCGCACUCACAUCUACUUCUGUACGACUCACCCCAUCGAGGAAGCUUGCCCUACGGGCGAACAGAUUACCGCCAGAUGCCAACGACCGAGCACUCGCCGAUUAGCGAUAGCCCACUCGUCUCGUCCUCUUCCUCGUCCGGCUUCGACUACUCUAUGAUCAACGAUACCAUGGAUCCCAUGGACACGCUGAAGACCGAGAGCACCUUGGACCCCUACCAAGAUCCAUUCACGGGGGUACCCCAUACUCGCACCACCACCAGCGGGUUCGACCCGGUCUACUCGACCUACAACGGGUACAGCACGAUUCAUAACUCUCGUAGUCUGUGCACCUAGAUCAAGGGACAAAUCUGGCUGGGCCAUGAUAGUCCCGCAAUUUCAAUCUGUUCGUGUAUUGAUUUAUUUUCGUUUCAUAUUUCUCAAUAUCACUUAGGUUUCGAGCGAAAAUUGUGGUUUUUAGUUUCUUCUUCAUUUGCAAUGAGAUAUUGGGAAAUGGGGCAUGGGGCAUCACGGAUUGGUGCAGAACGGCGCGGAAGAUCGAAUAUGAAUUCAAGGCCUCUUGGAUUUCUUUCAUUGUGUGCUUAAUCUAUUCUUUACUUUGACAUUGAUUUUGAGCACUCCAUCUGUCAGUAUUUGAUGUAUCGCGGUUUUUGGUUUGUUGCAUCCAUCCUCUGUACCUUGUCUUCUCUUUGAUCAGGGUUCUAUAAGAAAGGAGUGGGGAGCAGACGUGAUCUAUAUCAGUAUCAGAAGAG